CCGAGGGAAGCCGAGCCCCGGGGAGGGCAGGGCUCGUGUCAAUUUUCUUUUCUUUUUUUUUUUUUUUUUUUGUGCGGCCGGAGCGGGUGGCGGGCGGGCGGCGGGCGGGGAGACCCCGGCGGCGCGGCAGAGCCAUGGACGGCCCGACGCGGGGCCAUGGACUCCGCAAGAAGCGGCGGUCGCGGUCGCAGCGAGACCGGGAGAGGCGCUCCCGGGGCGGGCUGGGGGCCGGCGCGGCCGGCGGCGGCGGGGCCGGCCGGACCCGGGCGCCCUCGCUCGCCUCGUCGUCGGGCUCCGACAAGGAAGACAAUGGGAAGCCCCCGUCCUCCGCCCCGUCCCGGCCCAGACCCCCGCGGAGGAAGCGGCGGGAGUCCACGUCGGCCGAAGAGGACAUCAUUGAUGGAUUUGCCAUGACCAGCUUUGUCACUUUUGAAGCGCUGGAGAAAGAUGUAGCACUUAAGCCUCAGGAACGAGUGGAGAAGCGCCAGACCCCCUUGACCAAGAAGAAACGAGAAGCACUUACCAAUGGCUUGUCCUUUCACUCCAAGAAGAGCAGGCUCAGCCACCCACGCCACUACAGCUCAGACCGAGAAAAUGAUCGCAAUCUCUGCCAACACCUGGGGAAGAGAAAGAAAAUGCCGAAGGGAUUCAGACAGGAGUCACUGCUGGCAACGCUCCAGGACCAUAUGAAGUGCCAUGUUGAACCCAGGUUGGCUGCAUGCAGGGUCAAACCAGGGCAGAACAGCUGCAGGGACAGUGACAGUGACAGUGCCAGUGGAGAAUCCAAGGGCUUCCACAGGAGCAGCUCCCGGGAGAGGCUCAGCGACAGUUCAGCUCCUUCCAGCUUGGGAACAGGCUACUUUUGUGACAGUGACAGCGACCCAGAAGAGAAGGCCUCAGAUGCCAGCUCUGAAAAACUCUUCAAUACUGUUAUUGUAAACAAAGACCCGGAGUUAGGCGUUGGCACCCCACCCGCACACGACAGCCAGGAUGCGGGGCCCAUCGUCCCCAAGAUAUCGGGUCUAGAGAGAAGCCAGGAGAGGAGCGAGGACUGUUGCAAGGAGCCCAUCUUGGAGGCGUCCGUGCUGAAGGAGGCCUGUGCUCAGGUCCCACCGCCGCUGGCCCUGCCCCCCGCCGAGCCGCAGCCGCGCGCGCCUUCGCCGGACCCCGGCUUGGUGCCCCGCCCCGAGGCCCCAGCGCAGCCUCCGCGUCCCAGCACACAGACGCCCCAGGGCCCCGCCGAGCCCCAGCUGCAGCCGGCCCCGCAGCCGCCCGUGCAGCGGGCACCCCGGCCGCAGUCCCCCGCGCAGCUGCUCCACCCGGGCCUCCCGCCCGUGCAGGCGCACCCCCCGGGCCCCGGCCUCGCCCAGCCGCUGUCCGCCUACAACAGCAGCAGCCUGAGCCUCAACAGCCUGAGCAGCAGCAGAAGCAGCACUCCGGCCAAGACUCAGCCCGCCCCGCCCCACAUCUCGCACCACCCCGCUGCCUCCCCGUUCCCCCUCUCCCUGCCCAACCACAGCCCCCUGCACAGCUUCACGCCCACCCUCCAGGCCCCCGCACACGCACAUCACCCCAAUAUGUUUGCCCCUCCCACUGCUCUGCCUCCUCCACCACCGCUGACAUCAGGGAGUCUGCAGGUCCCUGGGCACCCCGCCGGGAGCACUUACUCAGAGCAAGACAUCCUUCGGCAGGAACUGAACACCCGCUUCUUGGCCUCUCAGAGUGCUGACCGGGGGGCUUCGCUGGGCCCCCCGCCUUACCUGCGGACCGAGUUCCACCAGCACCAGCACCAGCACCAGCACACGCACCAGCACACGCACCAGCACACCUUCACGCCGUUCCCCCACGCCAUCCCGCCCACCGCCAUCAUGCCGACGCCAGCACCUCCCAUGGUGCGUACCCCAGGCAGAAAUUUUGACAAAUACCCUACCAAAGUUGACCCCUUCUACCGGCACAGUCUCUUCCAUUCCUAUCCUCCUGCAGUAUCGGGCAUCCCCCCUAUGAUUCCACCCACUGGCCCCUUUGGUUCACUACAAGGAGCAUUUCAGCCCAAGACAUCCAACCCCAUCGACGUGGCCGCUCGACCCGGGACCGUCCCCCACACUCUGCUCCAGAAGGACCCGCGGUUGACAGAUCCUUUCAGACCUAUGUUAAGGAAGCCGGGGAAGUGGUGCGCCAUGCACGUGCACAUCGCCUGGCAGAUAUACCACCACCAACAGAAAGUCAAGAAACAGAUGCAGUCAGACCCGCAUAAACUGGACUUCGGACUGAAGCCCGAGUUCCUGAGCCGCCCCCCAGGCCCCAGCCUCUUUGGAGCCAUCCACCACCCCCACGACCUGGCACGGCCUUCCACUUUGUUCUCCGCUGCUGGUGCUACACACCCCACUGCGACGCCUUUUGGGCCGCCUCCUCAUCACAGCAACUUCCUGAACCCUGCUGCUCACCUCGAACCUUUUAAUCGGCCUUCCACCUUCACGGGCCUCGCAGCAGUCGGUGGGAAUGCCUUCGGGGGACUUGGAAAUCCUUCAGUUACACCCAACUCAAUGUUCGGCCACAAGGAUGGCCCCAGUGUGCAGAACUUUAGCAACCCUCACGAACCCUGGAACCGGCUACACCGAACGCCUCCGUCGUUCCCGACCCCUCCGCCCUGGCUGAAGCCGGGGGAGUUGGAGCGUAGCGCGUCCGCUGCAGCUCAUGACAGAGAUAGAGAUGUAGAUAAACGAGACUCAUCUCUUAGUAAAGAUGACAAAGAAAGGGAAAGCGUCGAGAAGAGACACGCUAGCCACCCUUCACCAGCACCUCUCCUCCCGGUGAGCACCCUGGGGCACCCCCGCGGCUCCGCCGAGCAGAUCAGGGGUCAUUUGAACACUGAGGCGCGCGAGAAGGACAAGUCCAAAGAGAGGGAGCGAGACCACUCGGAAUCCCGGAAGGACCCGGCCGCCGCCGAGGAGCACAAGGCCAAGGACGGCCACCCGCCCGAGAAGGACGGCCACGGCCACGAGGGCCGUGCUGGGCCCGACGAGGCCAAGCAGCUGGCCCGGGUGCCCUCGCCCUACGCGCGCACCCCCGGAGUGGAGAGCGCCAGGCCCAACAGCACCUCGAGCCGCGAGGCCGAGCCCCGCAAGAGCGAGCCGGCCUACGAGAACCCCAAGAAGAGCUCGGAGGUCAAGGUGAAGGAGGAGCGCAAGGAGGAGCACGACCUGCCCCCCGAGGCGCCGCAGACCCACCGGGCCGCCGAACCGCCGCCACCCAACUCCUCCAGCAGCGUGCACCCCGGGCCCUUGGCCUCCAUGCCCAUGACGGUGGGGGUGGCCGGCAUCCACCCCAUGAACAGCAUCGGCAGCCUGGACAGGACUCGCAUGAUGACCCCGUUCAUGGGCAUCAGCCCCAUUCCCGGCGGAGAGAGGUUCCCGUACCCUUCUUUCCACUGGGACCCCAUCCGGGACCCCCUGCGGGACCCCUACCGAGAACUGGACAUCCACCGCAGGGACCCGCUGGGCAGGGACUUCCUGCUCAGGAACGACCCUCUCCACCGCCUCUCGACCCCGCGGCUGUACGAGGCCGACCGCUCCUUCAGGGACAGGGAGCCCCACGACUACAACCACCACCACCACCACCACCACCACCCGCUGUCGGUGGACCCGCGGCGGGAGCACGAGCGGGGCGCGCACCUGGACGAGCGCGAGCGGCUGCACAUGCUCCGCGAGGACUUCGAGCACACGCGGCUGCACCCGGCGCACCCCGCGUCCCUCGACGGCCACCUGCCCCACCCCGGCCUCCUCACGCCGGGGCUCCCCAGCAUGCACUACCCCAGGAUCAGCCCCACCGCCGGCCACCAGAACGGACUGCUGAACAAGACGCCGCCCACCGCGGCGCUCAGCGCGCCGCCGCCGCUCAUCUCCACGCUGGGGGGCCGCCCCGUGUCCCCCCGGAGGACUACGCCCCUGUCGGCCGAGAUGCGGGAGCGGCCGCCGUCCCACACGCUCAAGGACAUUGAAGCGCGGUAAAGGAGGGCCGCCCGCGGCCGCGCGGGGCGCUGGACAGCACCCGGGCCCGCCGCGCCCCCUGCCCCUGGACGCCAGUCCCGAGCAGAGAGCCAGCCGGGGUGGGGGGGAGGGGCUCCUCCCGCAGCCGCACAGCCUGGGGGCCCCUGAGACACCCCCUCCUCCAACCCGUCCCCCCCUCAAACCCCUCUUGUACAAAAUUGUACAGACUUCGGUGCAGAUUUUGAAAUGUUUUGUAUAUUAUAUGUUGAAAUUUUUUCAGAUCUUUCAGCCAAGUCAUACGUUCUCAUUAUCUCCUCUUUUUUUUGGUUUCUCGUAUCCAACUUUUGCAGUCAGAACCAAAACAGUGAAGAUGACGUCCCAUAGCGAUUUGGUGAUUUUUGUUUUUUUGGGGGUUUUUUGUUUGGUUUUUUUUUUUUUUUUUGGUGUUUUUUUUUUCCGGGGAGGGAGGGUCGUGGGGGGAGGGAGGGUUUGCUCAAUAUCCACACACUCCAUCCUGCAAAAGCUCUCAGAUGAGAAGGGAAGGCCGUGUACAUAGCUGUGUAAAAAGAGAUUGCUUCGUGAGCUAAUGGUUCAUAUAUGCAAAAGGGUAAGAUGAAAGCUUUACUUUGUACAAAUGUAAAUAGAUAAAGAUUAAGUAACAUAAUACAUUAAUACUUCUUUAAAAUGUGCUAUUUGCAGACCUAAUAUCAGUGAGCACAGCCUGCCAUGGCUGUGUUCCCAUAUAUUGUUAUAGACAGCUAAACCCUUCAACUAUGCAAUGAAUGUCAGGGCUUUGCACAAAAGCCCUUCUAACUCAAAGGAGCCUUUUCAAAUCCAUUUACAACAUACUUAAGGUCAUAUUUUCCCUGAACAAGCGCUUACGUGAUAUGACUCUGUUUUCCUUGCUUGUUUUUUUUUCAAACGGAGAAACAUCCUAAUUUUGCAAUUUGGACCCCAGGCUGAAAGUUUGCAUCUGAAGCCCCACUUGGGGGGCUCUGAGGGUGGGGGUGGGGGGCGGGGAACAGAGCGCCAUCCCAAAAGGUAGCCGAGGCCCUGAGCAACCCGUGCCGGGGAGGAUAGCAGUUGUCAGAUGCCAGAAUCAGGGGACACAGACAGGUCGCCAGCAUCUUGUCACCACCAUCACCAGUCACGUGAUCUCACACAUUACACCCCCCCUCCCCAUGUGGGACCCAUGUCAUGUGUCAUGCAUCCUGGCCCCUCUCUGUUCACGCCUCCUUGUUUCGUGACUCGAUUUCAUUCCACCCCAAACAUAUCCUGAAAGAAAGCUUCACGUUUUCUCAGAUGAUGGAUUAUGUUUUCACUGUGUUCCCUAACCGACGAACAUUUCCUGAUGUGACUUGUGGCUUCCUGUCAGUGAUCAGGUCUGGGCAUGGCCAUGGCAGGUGCCCUUGGUGGAGCCAGGGAGAGUUACAGAGGAUGAGAGGGGGGCAGAGACCAAGUCUUGUGCGUGCUUUUGAGUUUGCAUCAAUCUCUUAAUGUCUCUUCAUAAUACUUUUAUAAUACAUUAAGCCUCUUGUCUACAUAUUUGGAGAGAAUAUGACUUUACUAGCAGAGAAAUACAAUAUAUCUUGUCUACUGGACUGUAAAAUAUAUGUAUGAAAAAAAAUUAGUUCCAUUUGGUCUUCUAGUAUAUUAAAGUGCUAUCUGACGUUGGUAUCCUGUUUUUGCAAAAAAAAAAAAGAAAAAAAAAGGUUAACUACAGACCAUUGUUUCUAAUAAGCAGAGAGAUCUAUUUUAGUAGUAAACUGAAGGUUUAGUUGUGAGCUUCAGAUUUUUGUGAACUCCAGAUGUUGUGCAGUGUUUUUUUUUUUUUUUAAGACAACUAAAAAAGAAAAAAAAAUCCGAGGAAUAUGUACACUGGAACUGUAGUGGUAGCUCUCAGUAUUGUAAAGAGAUUGUUCUAUACAGACCUUUUUGCUGUUUAUCCUGUAUGUAAUAAAGUCCUUUCUAGAUCCUAUGUGAAAAGAGAAGAAGCGACUGAAUCUUCAGCAUGUUCUCAUCGGCGGCGCUUUCUUGUGUAAUGUAAACUGUGCCAUGUUAUUAAAAAAUGUGAACUAAG
This is a messenger RNA of Sorex araneus (European shrew), 6066 nucleotides long. RefSeq names its product activator of transcription and developmental regulator AUTS2 (gene AUTS2). Bases 135 to 4007 code for a protein of 1290 amino acids. The record is from RefSeq and is a predicted model, not a curated record. The transcript is spliced from 20 exons. Lineage: Eukaryota; Metazoa; Chordata; Mammalia; Eulipotyphla; Soricidae.